AUGGAAGAAUAUUUUAAGUUAUUGCUAAGUAAAAGAAGAACAAGACAGCUACCCUCCGAUAGUUUUCUAGAUACCUCGCCAGAACAAAAGAAACGUAAAGAGUGUGAUAGUUCUAACUCUUCCGAAGGCGAACGCGAAGAAGAAGGUGACGAUAUUAUUCUAUCUGCUCUGAAUAUGGCUGAAGGCCUUCAAAAACCACUGCAAGAUAUUCUUAAGAAGCUUGAAAAGCUGGAUGCCAUCCAAGAAGCAGUCAAUAACCUCGGGAGGUCCUUCGGGAAGUUAGAAGGAAGAAUACAUACUCUCGAAGAUGCGUAUGCUACCACCAAGCGUGAUGUUGAAGAUCUUAAAGAAAGUUUAAAUGCAAACGAAACAUAA
Molecule: messenger RNA, 375 nt
Organism: Porites evermanni
Lineage: Eukaryota; Metazoa; Cnidaria; Anthozoa; Scleractinia; Poritidae
Source: the annotation of a GenBank genome assembly